Molecule: messenger RNA, 1526 nt
Organism: Aricia agestis (brown argus)
Lineage: Eukaryota; Metazoa; Arthropoda; Insecta; Lepidoptera; Lycaenidae
Gene: Rpi
Product: ribose-5-phosphate isomerase
Exons: 1
Coding region: 199-1002 (267 amino acids)
Biological process (GO): pentose-phosphate shunt, non-oxidative branch; D-ribose metabolic process
Cellular component (GO): intracellular membrane-bounded organelle
Molecular function (GO): ribose-5-phosphate isomerase activity
Source: RefSeq, a predicted model, not a curated record
UCAGAUAUUGUAAAACGUGCGGCGAUUACAAAUAAAAGAUCGUACAAGACGGUUCAAAUGUGUAUUGAAGUUUAAAUAUAAUUAAAUAUAAACGUACAUCCUACAUGUGUCAAGCUGUUUAAAGUGCAAUAACCCUUACUGCAAGAUUUGUAUCAUUAAUAGUUCGUGACAUAACAUUCCUAAAAAUAAAAGUAUCCUAUGCGCUUCAAAUGCAUAGCAUUAUUUAAAAAAGCGCUUGUUGAAAGUAGCAAUAUCUGUAGGCCCAAUCGCGUGAGUAAAGUGCACAAAAGCAUCAAUAUGUCUUUAGAGCAAGCUAAACAAGUAGCUGCGUACCGGGCCGUCGAUGAGUUUGUUACUAACGACUGUGUUUUUGGAGUAGGAAGUGGGUCAACUGUCGUUUAUGCAGUGCAACGUUUAGCGGAGCGAGUGGAAACUGAGAAUUUGAAGGUGAUCUGUAUUCCUACGUCCUUCCAAGCGAAACAAUUAAUCACCAAACAUAAACUGAUCCUAGGUGAGCUCGAGACCAACCCAGUGAUAGAUGUGACUAUAGAUGGCGCCGAUGAAGUCGACGCAAAUAUGACUCUGAUCAAAGGUGGCGGAGGAUGUUUGCUGCAAGAAAAAAUUGUAGCUUCAUGUUCCAAAAAGCUUAUCAUCAUAGCCGACUACACAAAGGACUCGGUGAAGUUAGGCGAUAGAUAUAAAAAAGGAAUACCGAUAGAAGUUGUACCGCUAGCUUAUGUGCCUUUAAAAAACAAAAUUACAUCAAUGUUUGGAGGUGAAAUCAAAUUGAGAAAUGCUAUUGCCAAAGCAGGGCCUGUUGUCACAGAUAAUGGUAAUUUCAUCCUGGACUGGAUGUUUGCUAAUCAAGACCUCGACUGGGAGACUGUAAACAAUGAAAUAAAGAUGCUACCAGGGGUAGUGGAAGUUGGGUUAUUUGUCAAAAUGUGUCACAAAGCCUACUUUGGGCAAGCAGAAGGAAAUGUACUGGAAAGAUCUACUUAAAUAACUAUAUAAACUGAUUAUGUUAUAAUCAAAUAAUAUUUUUUUUCACAGUAGGUUUCCAUGACUUAAGCAUUGUGCAAUCCUUAUCAGUGUUCUUUGAAUCUCAGCCAAACUAUUUGUUCAAUUGACUGUAACAAUAAUAACUUUAUAAUAAUUGUUUAAGGGAUCCUCUGAUAUUAACAAAUGUUUGUCAUAACAUCAAUCAUGUUCAUAUCCUUAAGUCUAAGCACAAAUGAAUACAAAAUAAUUUUUAUACUUUUAUAUUCUUGAGACACAACAUAGUGGCAGUUUACAAUCAUGCUUCUUUAGACAUAAAAGCCUUAAAAUUAAAUACUUAAAAAAAAUUGGGAGUCUUCCUAAAAUACUUUAUAGAAAGAUACAUGUAAAAAAUUUAAAGUUAAGUACUUAUAUUAAAUUUAAAAAAUCGGAUCUAUGAAAUGGUUAAAAUUGUUAUAUUUUUAUAUGUUGGGAGGUUGUAAAAAAAUGUUAUUACAGUUUUGUCUCGUAAUAAAUGUUCCUUAUGA